UCUACUGUCUAUACUCUCUCCAACUUCUAGAAAAUUCAUUAAACCACGUUUUACCAUUCACGAGCAAACAUAUUUUCACAAGGAGAACCAAUUUUUUGUCGGUCACAAACAAUUAUCGAUAUGGUACGAACACAGAUAUGGACACCACCGAGGUGGACACGUAGUCGAGCCAGAAAGCUUGAUAGCUUGAAAACCAGACAGAACAUUAUCACAAUGAGACAAACAAACAAAACGAAAACUAAUCAAGUCAAGUCUGAAAAUCCGCCAAAUCCGCCUGUCCCUGCUGCCGCUCCAUGCGUAAAGAAAGAAGUCACGCCUCGACGUAAACCCAAACCAAUCAAAAUUGGAAAAAUGGAUGAAAAUUCGUCAAAUUCGGCAUCAAGUACUUGUGCUUGUCUUACGCACAUAAGAGGUUUUUGUGUGACUAUUUACACCGGAGACAAAUUACAGGACGCAGCUCAUCGUCGUUGUAAAUAUUUUCUCAAAGGUCAAGCUUGAACUCGAGGACGUUGUAAGUAAGUUUUAAUUUUUUCCCUAUUUUGAUGUAGUGUCCUUUGUCCCUUUACAAAUUUUUUAAUUUUUUUGAUUAAGAGUCAAUUUUUGUUAACUUUUCAUCAAUAACGUACCAAUAAAGAAUUCAU
Bradysia coprophila is the source of this 641-nucleotide messenger RNA. RefSeq lists its product as uncharacterized. Lineage: Eukaryota; Metazoa; Arthropoda; Insecta; Diptera; Sciaridae. The record is from RefSeq and is a predicted model, not a curated record.